This is a messenger RNA of Nerophis ophidion (straightnose pipefish), 8249 nucleotides long. RefSeq names its product dedicator of cytokinesis 5 (gene dock5). Gene Ontology annotation, biological process: cell migration; small GTPase-mediated signal transduction. Gene Ontology annotation, molecular function: small GTPase binding; guanyl-nucleotide exchange factor activity. The record is from RefSeq and is a predicted model, not a curated record. The transcript has 51 exons. Bases 151 to 5748 code for a protein of 1865 amino acids. Lineage: Eukaryota; Metazoa; Chordata; Actinopteri; Syngnathiformes; Syngnathidae. Gene Ontology annotation, cellular component: plasma membrane; cytoplasm.
CUCCCCUCCAUGCAUGAUGGCGGCACUGGCCUAGUGGACUAAGACUUCGGAAGAAGCAGCAAGAAGUGCGCCGCCCGCCCUCUCGAAACUUUUGUAAAUAGUUAUUUAUUCAUCCAGCGACACUUGUUGUCACCCCGGACCACCGACGCCAUGACACGGUGGGUCCCCACCAAGAAAGAGAAGUACGGCGUGGCAAUCUACAAUUAUGAUCCCAGUGGUGAGCCGGAGCUGUGCUUGCAGGUGGGGGACACGGUACACAUACUGGAGAAAUUGGAAGGGUGGUAUCGAGGCUACACGCUGCGCCACAAAUCACAUAAGGGCAUUUUCCCGGCGUCCUACAUCCAUUUAAAGGACGCUUCAGUGGAGGGAACAGGCCAGCAGGAAAUAAUUAUUCCAUCAGAUUUACCACUGGUGCAGGAGCUGGGGGCUACGCUGAGAGAAUGGGCACAGAUAUGGCACAAGCUCUUUGUGGCGAACAAAGCUACCCUGUUCCGGACUGUUCAGAAGAUGGCUUACAGUCUCAUUGAGUAUCGAUCACAGAUUGUGUCAGGAACACUACCCAAGGAUGACCUUGUAGAACUCAAAAAGAAAGUCACUGCCAAGAUAGAUUACGGAAACCGGAUCCUGGGCUUGGACUUGGUUGUGCGAGAUGAAGCAGGAAACACAUUGGAUCCUGACUGCACAAGCACGGUCAGUCUGUUUCGAGCCCAUGAGACUGCAUCCCGCAGUGUUGAUGACAGAAUACAAGAGGAGAAGACACGACUACAAAAUCUUGAGAUGAGGCGCCAAGCAUUGUUUAAUACUGUGCACACCUACAGUCUACUCAUGAACCUGAAAAACUUUGUAUGCAACAUUGGAGAAGAUGCUGAGCUGCUCAUGUCUCUUUAUGACCCAGAUCAGUCAGAAUUCAUCAGUGAGAACUUCCUGGUGCGGUGGGACAGUACGGGGAUGCCUAAAGAAAUCGAAAAACUCAACAACCUGCCAGCACUCUUUACGGACCUUAGCAGAAGUGACCUGAUGAGGCAGCGUCUCUUCCUGGUGUGUCAGAUCAUCAGAGUAGGGAGCAUGGAGCUGAAGGAGGGAAAGAAACAAACGGGCGGGCUGAGGAGACCCUUUGGUGUGGCUGUGAUGGACAUAACAGAUAUCGCUCAUGGCAAAACAGACGACGAGGACAAACAACAUUUCAUCCCUUUUCAGCAGAUAGCAAUGGAGACCUACAUCCGUCAGAGGCAGCUCAUCAUGUCGCCCCUCAUCCCGUCUCGAGUCAUAGGAGAGAAUGAGCCACUUACUGCGGUUUUCAACAAAGUCAUUGCCACGAGGGAGGUCAACCACAAGGGCCAGGGAUUGUUUGUGACCCUGAAACUGCUCCAUGGGGAUCUUGCUCAGGUCAGAAAGGACUACCCUCACUUUGUGGACCGCAGCACAGCUAUAGUCAGGAAAAUGGGCUUUCCAGAAAUCAUCCUCCCAGGAAACGUGAGGAACGACAUCUACGUAACUUUGCUGCAGGGGGAGUUUGACCGCGGUAAAAAGAAGACGCCCAAGAACGUAGAAGUCAUGUUGAGUGUGCACGACGAUGAAGGCAAUGCCAUGGAGAGCGCAAUAUUUCCUGGCGCUGGUUACGAUGGAAUCACAGAGUACAAGUCCGUCAUUUACUACCAAGUCAAGCAGCCUUGUUGGAAUGAGACUGUGAAGGUGACAAUUCCCAUCGAAGACGUGUGCCGCUGUCACCUGAGGGUGAUGUUUCGACAUAGAUCAUCUCAGGACUCGAGGGACAAAUCAGAAAAACCCUUUGGUAUGGCUUUUGUCCGUCUUAUGAGAGGAGACGGGACGACGCUGAGGGAUGGAAGGCAUGAACCUAUCGUCUACAAGGUGGAUGUGAAAAAGACAGAAGAUGCAAAAGUAUAUCUGACCUUGCCAGGGACCUGGGCUGAAGUAGAAGAAAAGGAGAAGCAAACGGGGAAGCAGUUCCACCAUUCUGGAGUGAUCACCGUCACCAAGGACAGCUUCCAGAUUGCCACGCUUACCUGCUCUACUAAACUCACCCAGAAUGUGGACCUACUUGGCCUGUUGAACUGGAGAUCUAACCCCAAAGAUCUUGAGCAGACCUUACAGAGGCUGAUGGAGGUCGAAGGGGGGGAGAUAGUCAAAUUUCUUCAGGACACCCUUGAUGCUCUGUUCAACAUCAUGAUGGACACCUCAGAAAAAGAUACCUAUGACACUCUGGUGUUCAACGCUUUGGUUUUCAUAAUCACACUUAUUGGCGACAUCAAGUUCCAGCACUUUAACCCUGUCCUUGAAACCUACAUCAACAAGCAUUUCAGUGCUACUUUGGCGUACAUGAAACUAACUAGAGUGCUCAACUACUAUGUGGGUCAUGCAGAGGAGGCUGCCUUGACUGAGAAUCUCUAUGCAGCACUAAAGGCUCUUAAGUAUUUGUUCAGGUUUAUUGUCCAGUCUCGCAUCCUCUACCUAAGGUUCUAUGGCAACAGUGAAGACGGCGACGCCUUCUUCAACUCAAUUCGCUCUCUUUUCCUGUCAUUCAACGCUCUCAUGGACAGACCACUGGAUGAGGGAGUGAAAAUAAAGGGGGCAAUAUUGAAAUACCUCCCCAGCAUUAUUAAUGACAUCCAAUCUGUGUUUGAUCCUGUGGAACUAAGCAUUCUGCUUUCAAAGUUUAUCGAGAGCAUUCCUGACUCUCAGCUGGUGCGUCAGAAGCUGGGCUGCAUGUGCAAAAUAGUGGAGAGUGACCUUUUCAUGCAGCCAGAUUGUCGAGAUGUGCUGCUGCCACUCGUCGCUGACCAGCUGAGCGGGCAGCUGGAUGACCACUCCUGUAAGCCCGACUACGAGGCCUGUGUCCAACUGCUUAGCACCGUCUUGGACAUUUUGGAUCGCAAGGAUGUGGGUCCAACCAGGGGGCAUGUUCAGCUGAUCAUGGAGCGGCUUCUUCGCAGGGUUAAUCGCAGUGUCAUCAGCAUGGACAAGUCCUCCCUCCUCAUUGGUCACUAUUUAGCCUGCAUGACAGCUAUCCUGAAGCAGAUGGAUGACAUGCAUUAUGCACACUAUAUCGGCACCUUUAAAACCAGGCAGGACAUCAUGGACUUCCUCAUGGAGACAUUCAUCAUGUUCAAGGACCUCAUGGGGAAAGUCUUUCCUGCUGACUGGAUGAUCAUGAACCUGGUCCAGAUGCAGGUCUUUCUGAGGGCCAUCAGCCAGUACUCUGAUGUCCUCAACAUGUAUUUUUUGGACCAGGCACAUUUUCAACUACAGCUUUGGAAUAAUUACUUUCAUCUGACGGUGGCAUUCCUCACUCAUAAGACACUUCAACUGGAAUCUUUCUCCCAAGAGAAACGCAACAAGAUCUUGAACAAAUAUGGCGAUAUGAGGAAAGCAGUGGGUUUCAAGAUCAGAGACAUGUGGCACAAUCUUGGCCCCCAUAAAAUGAAGUUCAUCCCAGCCAUGGUCGGACCCAUUUUGGAGGUCACUCUUGUGCCUGAGCCAGAGCUGAGGAAGGCCACCAUUCCCAUUUUCUUCGAUAUGAUGCAGUGUGAGCACAAUUUCAGCCCUGGGCGCACAUUUGAAACGUUUGAAAACGAACUCAUAACAAAACUGGAUCAAGAGGUUGAAGGAGGACGAGGAGACGAACAGUACAAAGUCCUGCUGGAAAAGACGUUACUGGAGCACUGCAGACGCCACAGAUAUCUGUCACAGUCAGGUGAGGAGCUGGCGCUGCUGCUGAGCAGCCUGCUGGAAAAUCUUCUGGCAUACCGCACCAUCACACAUGAUGAAAGUCCUGAGCAUCGAAUGAGCUGUACGGUCAAUGUGCUGAACUUCUACAAGGAAAAGAAGAGGGAGGACAUUUAUAUCCGAUACCUGUACAAGCUGCGGGAUUUACACCUGGACUGUGAGAACUACACAGAGGCUGCCUACACUCUGCUGCUACAUGCUGAGUUACUGGAGUGGUCUGAUAAAGCCUGUGCAGCUCACCUGAUCCCUCGAGACGGAAAGCAUGUGUGGACGCAACAGGAACUGAAAGAACGGCUCUUCCAGGAGAUCAUAUGUUACCUGGACAAAGGCAAGAUGUGGGAGAAGGCCAUUGAGCUCGGCAAGCAGCUGGCCAAGAUGCACGAGAGCCACAUGUUUGACUUCAUGGAGCUCAGCCAGCUGCUGAAAAAACAAGCAGAGUUCUAUGAAAAAAUAAUGCAUGCCAUGCGACCACAACCAGAAUACUUUGCAGUGGGCUACUAUGGUCUUGGAUUUCCUUCUUUCCUCAGGAACAAGAUGUUUAUAUACAGAGGCAAAGAGUACGAGUGGCUUGAAGACUUCAGUUUAAAGCUGCUCUCUCAGUUCCCAAAUGCUGCUCGGAUGACCAGCACAGCGCCUCCUGGAGACAACAUCAGCAACUCUCCCGCACAAUACAUCCAGUGCUUUACAGUCAAGCCGGUGCUUGUUGUCCCACAGCAGUUUAAAGACAAGGGGGUUCCAGAGCAAAUAUUAAAUUAUUACCGAACCAAUGAAGUGGACCAAUUCCAGUACUCCAGGCCCUUCAGAAAGGGUGAAAAGGAUCCAGACAAUGAGUUUGCAACCAUGUGGAUCGAGAGAAGCACUUAUUUUACGGCCUAUCGCUUCCCCGGCAUUCUGAAAUGGUUUGAAGUCAAAUCUGUCUCAGUGGAGGAGAUCAGUCCGCUGCAGAACGCCAUCGAGACCAUGGAGAUGGCCAAUGAAAAGCUGAGUAACUUGGUGCAGCAGCAAGCCUGCGACCGCUCCUUGUCCAUCAACCCCUUGUCCAUGAUGCUCAGCGGCAUCGUCGACCCCGCCGUCAUGGGCGGCUUCUCCAACUAUGAGAAGGCAUUUUUCACUGACACCUACAUCCACGAGCACCCGGAAGACGGCGAACGUAUUGAUUCCCUUAAACACCUCAUCGCCCUGCAGAUCCCUCUCUUGGCAGAUGGUAUCCGCAUCCACGGGGAGAAGACGACAGAGCAGCUGAAGCCCUUACACAACCGUCUGGUUACUUGUUUCCAGGACCUUCGGGAGAAAGUGGAGAAGCAUUACGGCGUCAUAACCUUGCCCUGCUCUCUCACUGAGAGGAAGAAGAGUCGCGUGGGCUCUGUGGUGAUGCCCUACAUCCUGUCCUCCACACUGCGUCGCAUGUCCACGGUCUCAACCCUCUCCAACGCCUCCAGUGGCUCUGCGUCAUCCGACGGACAUUCCUACAUCUCCUCCCAAGACAGUUCUUUGUUGUCCCGGCCCAGCGAUCGCAGGACCUCGGUUCUGUCCCGCUCAGAGGAGGACAACAGGAUUGGCAGAAAGAACAGGAAAGAGUGGAGCGUGAGCAAGUCUCAGGUCCUGCUGGAGAGACCGUCGGAUGGAGAUGAGCCCCCUGCUGAGAAGCAGCAAAGACCCAAGAGUUUACAACUAGGAGACCGACGGCUGACGCUGUCCUUGUUCCAGGGUGUGUCCUCCCAGCUCAGCCUGUCCAACCCCCUCAGCCCGCUACCUGCGUCCCCUCACACUCCACGCAGCUCAAGUUUCUCAUCACUUCUCAGUGACAACGAUGCCAACGCCAUCGACACCCCAGGGACACCUCCACCUAUGCCGCCGAAGAAGCACCCGCAUGAAAUUGACAACGCCGGCUUCCCUUCAGAGUUCACUCCUCCGCUGCCAAUGAAAGUUGAUAGCAAGCCGCCGCCGCCGCCUCCAAAAACACGGAAGUCCAUGUUCCCCUCGUAUGAGCACAGCCCCCAGUAGACCCUCAACUUUCUUCCCUGGACAACUUUAUUUGUCAGACGCCGCAGGUAACAAGAGAUGCAGGAUCAUCCCAGUCACGGAUUUACAUUUUGCUUUGCUAGGCCGAAACCUUUUUAUAUUCCUCAAGGCAAGAUUUUAUGGCGACAAUUUUCAUAGCAUCAAAAAAAGAAGCUUGACGCUGCUUAACAGCAUUCCAUAUUUGAUACUGAUGAAGCUCAAAUGUGUUCAAUGAAAAGCAGGGACUACUUUGGACAUCUUAGCUGUGGUGUCCAAUGGCGAUCUAAUCCUUUUAUAUUUCACAGACACUGGAUGGCAUUUCUGAAUGUGAUGCACAUGUUGUAUUGUUCUUUGUGUUUGAUGUAAAUACUGUAACUGCCUGCCCUCCAAAUAGCAUCAUGUUGAUGUGCAUUGGAGGGAAGCUCGUGCUCAAAGGAAUAGAUUGACAUUUGUAUCAAAAAUUCAACCACAGACAAAGUGCAACUCGAGAGGAAAUACUCAAUGUAAUAUUUCUUUACGUCUGAUCUUUGAAACUCAACUAAAUGAAAUCCUUUAUUAGGCGGUAUCAGUUACUCCAACAUUAACUUACUGUUUUGUACAGUUUGACAUAGAAAUGGCAUUUUAUCAAUGCCUUGUGGGGUACGGGACAAAACAUGUGUGUCUUUCCAGUUAAGGACUGGUUUACUAAAGGUUUGCUCGUACUAAAUCAGGUGCAAAUUAAAUAGCACGCCCAAAGCGGAUCCACUAAACGUUUGCAAAGUGGAUUGUGUGUCUGUUUACAUUAAUAUUCAAAAUAUAUGCUGAUCAUGAAAAUACUGGGAGGGGAAAUGAUAUAUCGUGCAAUGUGAUUUAUCAACAUUCAUCACUUUUGGGGGCACUAUUUUGCAUUUUCUUUCAAAAGGACGUGAGUUCCACUCAGGGCAGUGCAAGCACAGACAAUCCUGUGUCCCACCUCUACAUUUCAACAAUGUCAGCAACAUUCUUUCAUGAUUUCAUAGCUGUUAGAUGACUUAAGGGGCUGAUAAAACUCAUUCAAUUGAUGCGUUUUGGUGUCAUUUCAUAUUUUUGGAAUAACGUUUUGUUAUUUAGUGCCAAUGCAGAUGCACUGGAGGACUCAUUUUAAAAUGCCCAUCAAAUGUGGUAGAUGUCUCCUGCUUGUUUAAAAACAUGGUCGGGAGGGUCAUGAUGUGAUGAAUGUGCAGUAAUGAGUGUCUCCAUGGUGAUGCACAGCACACACAGAAUCCUCAUUUAAAACGGGCGCCACCUUUCAAUUGCAGACGCAGUCUUAGUAGAAGAAACACAACACGCCCUCCAAUCCUACAUGCUGUUUUAGAGAUUACACAUGCUGUUCAGCCCGGGAUUGAACACAGAACCUUCGUGUUGUGAGGCACAUGCACUAACCCCUGAGCCACCGUGCUGCGUGUUGUAUCUGGAUCUUAAUAACUCAGGCCCGCGGUGUCAUAUUCCUCAUUUUAAACGGGUGGGGCCAGAGGGCAACAUUUGGCCCAUGGACUCAGUUGUGUCCACGGAAGAUUUGGCUUCCCAAAUGUGAUAAUUAUUCACAUGGACUCAGUUGUGUCCACGGAAGAAGGCUGGCUUCACAAAUGUGAUAAUUAUUCACAUGGACUCAGUUGUGUCCACGGAAGAAGGCUGGCUUCCCAAAUGUGAUAAUUAUUCACAUGGAGUCAGUUGUGUCCACGGAAGAAGGCUGACUUCACAAAUGUGAUAAUUAUUCACAUGGACUCAGUUGUGUCAAAUUAAGGGCCUCAUGCAGUAAGUUGAAUGAUGUUUCUUACUAGCUACUUUUUUUAUAUUCUUCUGCCUUGGAUGCUUUGUAUAUUUAAAUAUUAUGUAACUACAAUUAUUUGAUUGAGUUUGUAGCCAAGUUUUUUUCCACAAUGAUGGUUUAAUGAUGGCGACCCCGGGACCCCUGACCAAUCACAACAAAGUAAGCACAGUCAGGCAAGAGUGGAAGAAUGCAGAGUUUUUAUUCAACUUACUAAAGUGCCGUGGCGGGGUUUAAUAAGAAGGUAAAAGACCCCUGAAUAGAAGUCCUUUCUUCUUUUCUUCCCUUUCAUGCAGAUGUCUUGCAAAUCCAAUCCAACUUGCUGUGAAUAUGCCAAUCUUGCCACAUAACUGAUUAACUGUGGAUAUAAAUAUCAAACUAUUCCUUUGAAGAAACCUAAACACUGUACGCUACAAACAUUGAUGCAUUUUAUAUUUCCUGUUUUUAAUUAUUAUCAUUAUUAACUUCAUUCCCAAAAAGAUAAAUUAUUGCUGAUCCUUGAAUUUCAAUAUUUUUGUUUUGCACAUGAGCAGAUGUUUUUUAAUUAGUAUGCAGUGUUUUGCAUGUAGUGUGUGUUGCCACAACAGUGCGGUGUGACCUCGGCACGCAGCCUCUAUUAAGUUGUCAGUAUUUUUGUUGUAUUUGUAGUUUUGAAAUAGUUUUACAAGGGAUUGACAUUUUCUGCUGUGCACACGGAUCAAUAAAUGUUUGAACAAGC